AUGAUUUUGUACACUUCCGCUGAAAUUCCACUUUUACGAAAUAUAAGUUUACAUCGUAUAUUUCAAUAACUCACCAAGACAUUUAAACCAAAUUCAAUUUAGUUUUAACAUGCAGUUUUACUUUAUUGUCCAUCAGCAUUUUUUAAAUUAAUCUCAAGAAAAUCGAAAGUAAUGAAAGAAAAAUAAAUUUAUCAAAAAGUAAAUAAACAUGGAAAAAUACACCAAAAUCAAAAGUAUAGGCGAAGGAGCAUUUGGCAAAGCAUUGCUAGUGAGGGAUAAAAGUAAUGGUCAGCAGUAUGUUGUUAAAGAAAUUCAAAUGUUGAGGAUGAAAGCAAAGGAAAGAGAAGAUGCUAGAAAGGAGGUUUCAGUACUGGCUCAGUUACAUCACCCAAAUAUUUGUCGAUACAGAGAAUCUUUUGAAGAAAAGGGGUAUUUACAUAUUGUUAUGGACUUUUGUGAGAAAGGUGACCUUUAUCAUAAGAUCAGUAGCCAGAGAGGCAUCCUUUUCCCUGAAGACCAGGUAAUGGAUUGGUUUGUACAGAUAUCACUCGCCAUAAAGUAUGUCCAUGACAGGAAAAUUCUUCAUAGAGAUAUCAAGACACAGAAUAUAUUUUUGACAGCAAGUGGACUUGUUCAGCUUGGAGAUUUUGGAAUUGCUAAAGUUCUAGGAAGCACUGUAGAAUUAGCCAGGACAUGUAUAGGAACACCAUAUUAUCUGUCACCUGAAAUCUGCGAAAACAGGCCAUAUAAUAAUAAAAGUGAUGUCUGGUCACUUGGUUGUGUUUUAUAUGAAAUAGCAACAUUAAAGCAUGCAUUUGAAGCUGGAAAUAUGAAAAAUCUUGUAUUAAAAAUUAUAAGAGGUUCAUAUCCACCAAUAUCACCAAAGUACAGUUAUGAUUUACGAGGGCUGAUAGCUAAAUUAUUCAAAAGAACACCAAAAGACAGACCGUCUGUAAAUUCUGUAUUAAAGAUGCCAUUUGUUCAAAGAAGAGUCCCCAAAUUCUUAACAGAUGACCAAAUAGCAGAUGAAUUCAGUCAUACUAUCAUGCAUGGUCACAAACUGGGGCACAAAGUUAGACCAGCUCCCAGUCCUAGUCCUGCCUCCAGACCUCCAUCAGCUAACAGACCACCAUCAGCCAAUAGACCUCCAUCAGCUGGUAUUAAACGACCUCUUCCUGCUAGACCUACCCCUGCUGCUGCUCCUAAGAAAUAUAAUCCAGCUAAUAUAUAUGGUGCUCCAAUAGCUAGGAAAUCUAAUGAAAGAUCACAAGACAGGAGAAGACCUGGAAGUGGGAGUGGUCAAAGGCCUCAAAACAGUCAGGACCUGCUUAAGAAAAAGAAUGAAUUUAUAGAAAAAGAAAAGAAAAGAAGGGACGAAAUACAAAAGGCAGCAAUUGAGAAGAAACACAGGGAUCUUAUUGAGAAACAGAAGGCAAAUAGAAUGAACAAAGCUCGUGAAGAAGGAUGGAAGCAAGUUCUAGGAUACUCUGAUGAUAGCCAGAAUAGCAAAGACAGCAGUGAAGGAAAUCAGGGACAGAUUAAAUGGCCAGCACAGAAGCCGGCAGCACAGUAUAACCAGCCAAAUAAUAGAGGUGAUUAUGCUGAUUAUCAUGCUUACUUAGAUAAGUUAGAGAGAGACAGAAAUAACAGACAAAACGCUCCAGGUGGAGCGGCAUACAUGGCAGCACCUAGGCAACAACAGGCUGUUCCUAAAUGGAACCGUGCUGGGGGUCCUGCUGCCAACCCCAUACAACAGGCAGAAGAAAAUAGGCAGAAGGGUGCUGACGCUGCGGAGAGAGCCAGAAUUGUUGGUGAUUUUAUACAAAGGAAACAAGAGGCUGAAGCAAACAGAAGGAGAGGAAAUGCUGAACUGUUUGGGGGAGCUGCACCAUAUGAGUCCCCAAGGAAUGUUCCCCCCUCACCUUCACCGAUGAGGGAUGAUGGCAGACCUUCAUCAGCUGAUUCUAGGAGAAGAGAAGAAGAGGAGUAUUUAGAAAGACUGAAAAAGAUCAGACAAGCUAACUAUAAUGAAAGAAGAAAUGAUAAGAAUAACGAAGCCGAAGUUAGGAAAAAGAAAAUUGAAGCUUUAAGACAACAAGCUGAUGACAAGGCUAGACAGUUAAAGGAACAGUUGGAGAGACAGAGAAGAGAAAUGGUACAGAAAGAAGAAAGAAUGAGAAAUCAUCAGGCACAAAGAUAUGCACAAGGAAAAGACAGACCAGGUUCAGCUCCUCCAGUUGCCAAGCCAGUUCCAGCUGUUGGUAUUACAGGAGUUCUAAAGGCUAUUGGUUCAGAGCCUGCUAUACCAGAGCCUGUACAAUCUCCCCCAGGGAUAGGAAUGACUGGUGCCCUCAAGGCUAUUGGAGCACAGAACUCACCAGAGGAAAGACCUAAAAGUGCAUUACAGAUUAAAAGGGAUGAGGUUCUAAAGGGAGUUAAUCAAAGGGGUCCACCUCGAGCAGGAUGGGGAGCUCUAGAUGAAAAACCUGCCUUUGAAAUAAAAGAAGAGGAAGAACCUGAAAGUUCAAGGUCAAGAUGGGGUGACAAGAUAGACGACAGACUGAAAGGACUCCCACUUCAGGAAACAGCAUCUGCUAUGGAAGCCACUAGUGCCAGGGACCAGGUUAUCCUGAAUCCAAGUGAUAUAGCAGCCGAUGCAGCCAGGAGACAAUGGGGCAGACCUGGCAGUACAGUUAUGAAUGCUCUUAAAGAUAUACCUAUCAUGGAGGGAAGCAGUACCAUGUCCAGUGAUAAGUCAGAUGAUAGUGUUCCCUCUUCAGUAGCUUCAACAGACACAGAAGUUAAGCCAGGUAUUGGUGAAACCAUAACAGUAACAAAAACACCCAUUCAAAAAGGCACAAUAACAAUAUCAUCCAUAGAGACAAAGGAAAAUAUAACCAGACCUGAAAUAGAAAUCCCAUCAAAGCCAUCUGAAUCACCUGAUCAUGAAGUCAACCAAUCAAAAUCAGAACCUACAAUAACAUCAUCACCUGACCAGAAAUCUACACAAUCUGACACAGAAAAGGAACCAGAUAAAUCCAGUUCUGAGGGACAAUUAUCUAAGCCUCCAGUAGCUACUAAAUCAGUAUUAAAUAAGCCUCCCUUGCCGUCCAAACCUAAACCUGCUGACAAACCAUUGGUAUUACCUAAACCAACAAUUUUAACCAAACCAGAAUCUCCAUUAGUAUUUGCCAAACAAGGUGAUGUACCACAGACUAAGAAUGAAGUAGGUGUUGGAUCAUUGUUCAGUAAAGUAGAACUUGAGGAGACAGACCAGAACAAAACAGAGGUCAUCAAAGAUAAUCUAGUCCUUGAGGAAGUUCAAGAUGAUACACCAAGAGAUAAAGUUCAGGAAGAUACACCAAAAGAUAAAGUUCAAGACGAUGUACCAAAAGAUAAAGAUGGUAAACCAAAGACAGGACUAGCUGUGGCAUUGACCACUGGUCAUUUUGAUAUCAAGUAUACAGGGAUGUUAAGAACCUGUUCAGAACCAGAUCUGAGUAAACUGUCACAAAAAGAUGUAAUAAAAAUAGAAAGAAGAAGUCUAGAGUUAGAAAGACUUAAAGAGGAUGACGAUGAUGAUGAAGAGGAAACCAAUGAAAAUAAAGAUAAAGAUGACAGAGAGAAUGAAGAAGAGGAAGAUGAUGUAGAUGAAGAAGAAUAUGAAGAGUUGAUGAGUGUACGGGAAACAAUGGCUAGUCUUUUACUGAGGGAAUGUAGUACAGAUGAUGAUGGUUCAAACAAAGGAGACACAAACAAAUUCAGAUUGUCUGCAGCAAGCAAUAAAGAGAACGACAUUGCAGAGGAAAAUGAUGAUAAAAAGGAGGAUGAAGAAGAUGAAGAAAACAAGGAAGAUGAAAAUGAUGAAGAGGAGAAGGGAGAUGACAAUGAAGAAGAGGAAAAUGGAGAUGAUGGUGAUCUCAAUAAUUACGCUGAGGCUCUAGAAGAUGCUGAAUAUAAAGAUGAUAGUGCAUUGUUUGAAUCAGAUGAGAGUGAUGUUGAUACACAGUUUGGAGAUGACGAUGAAGAUUUUGAUUUGUUUUCACGGUUAGAAGAAUCUCGAGCAGAAUUAGAAGGUCAACUUGGUUGUGAUAAAUUUCUAAAAGUAUAUAAAACAGUACAGGCUCUUCAAGAAGAUGAAGAUGAGAAUAUAGAAGAUGGGGCUAAGCUAGCCAUGAACAUGUUAGGCAAAGAUCAGGAACAUUUAUAUCCUAAAAUAUUCCAACUAGUCAUGGCCGAUGCUGCAUUUACUGAAGGUGAAGAUGCCUAAAGACAAUGAAUAAAGACCAUACAGAGACAGAAUCAUUCUAACUGUGAUAGGUAGCAUCUUUACAGCUUAUAAAAUACAACAGUAUAAAUACAUUUAUAAAUAUGAAUUUCAUUUAUGUGUGUACUGCUCUCGUUUGUUAAGAGAAAACUUCUGGUUAUUUAUAAAUAAUAUUGAACUCCAUUUAUGUGUGUACUGCUUUUGUUUGUGAAGAUAACUUAUUUUUGAGGCUGCCAGUUUAUUACAAGUGUAUAUGAUUGUGUAUUGUGAGUGAGUGGUACAUUACACAUAGUUUGUUGUAUAUUUAUUAUACAUUAUUGUUUAUUUCACAUUAUGGUAACAUAUGACAUAGUAAUAAAUUUGUGACAUUGUCACAUGUUCUGACAUAAUAAUAAAUCUGUGACAUAGUAAACUUAAUUGGACAAAGUAAUUUGUUCCUAAAAGAAAAUAUCUGACCAUUAAAAAAAGUUGUUAGAAGAAUCAUUUCUGUAAAUAAUCAAAUCAAUAGAAUUCAAAUAACCAGAUUGCCACUUUAUUUUGUUUGAAAAAUGAUAGCAAUAUGGUAGAAGAAGACUUCCUUGAAUCUUUGAUUUUAAUUAAAAGCAUAAUUAAGGUUUUGCAUAAUUUAGAAUCCAAAGAUUACAUUAAUUUUUCAAAUAUCUAGAACAGGGGUUGGAUCCAGCCAUUUAAAAAAAAAGGGGGGGAGGGGGUUCCAACUACAUGUCCCCAUUUAAAUGCAUUGAUUCUCCAUAGAAAUGGGGUUCCAACUGUUACUGUUUCAAAAGCAUUCCAUAUUUCAUUGUUGAUUAUGAGUUACAUGUAUUUAAAUGCACUGAAAUGUUUUUUGCAUUUCUUUGCAAUAUAAAUGAUAUAUAAUAUGCAUUAAAAACUAUUACUGUCACAAUUUCCAAUUUUUCUCAAUUUGUUUUAUAGAUUCAUAAAUCAUUUUAAUAUAUAUUUCACAUCUUGAAUAGAAAAAGGGGAAAUGUUCGGGGGAAAUUGUGAUUAUUUAUAUUUUUGGUUGUGAGAAAUGGAGGGUAUUUGUAAUUAUAAUUUUGUUUUUUGAGAUAGAAAUAUUUUCAAUUCUCCGUCCAGUUCAUAUUUAAAAAAAAGUAUUCUUAAGUAAUUAUGCUAUGUUAAACUCUUAAAAGAGUGUAUACAUUUUAUGUUGAAGUAUAUUGUAAAUGAGGGUUGACUUUUGUUCCUUUGGAAUAUUUCUCUUCCUAUUUUUGUCUCCCUUUUGUGUUUAUGAUGCAAAAAUCCUAUCUUUACUUCACUAUAACAAUUUGCCCAUAUUUUCCCUUUCUAUAAGAUUCCACAAUUACAAGUAAGAACGGCAAAUAUCUUUUUGUAUGCCAGCAUUGUGAUCACACCCAGCCAAUAUUGAUUGACGUAUUUCAAAUAUUAGAUUGUUUUGAUGGGCAAAUUUAGAACGCUAAACUGUUGAAUGGUUACAAUUCCUUAUGUCAACAUACUUUCAUUGUCCAUAGUUGCCGUCCAUUUUUAAUUUAUCCAAGAUCUUUGUUUACAAUAUUUUUCUUGUAGCAUGUAUAGAUUUUGUAUUUAUUGUUUGUUGUUGUGUUUGUUUUUGUACUAUUUCACAUGGAGGUAAUACUGCCAUGUGUUCUGCUUAUUUCUUUCAAUGCUAUAUGUUCAUGUAUUAUAUACAUGUAAAUGUAAUUGCUUGAUUUAAAAAUUGCUAAAGUUUUGAUCCUUUCUUUUUUAUGUGUUCAGCAGAUAAUUUUAUAAAGGAGUACACAAAUUUCAGAAAGUAAAAAACCUGAAUUAAUCUACAUAAGAAAGAAAAAAAUACACAAAACCAUAUAUCAGACAAAAGAUGUUAUAUUAAUGUCAAAGUAAUGGCAAGCUGUAAAAUGAUAUCUCUAUUGUAUUUGUGCCAGUUACAUAUCGGAGUACUUUGCAUGCAAUGCAAUCAAUU
This is a messenger RNA of Mytilus trossulus (common blue mussel), 6206 nucleotides long. Its product is annotated as serine/threonine-protein kinase Nek1-like. The coding region runs from base 209 to 4270 and encodes 1353 amino acids. Gene Ontology annotation, molecular function: ATP binding; protein kinase activity. The record is from RefSeq and is a predicted model, not a curated record. The transcript has 43 exons. Gene Ontology annotation, biological process: protein phosphorylation. Lineage: Eukaryota; Metazoa; Mollusca; Bivalvia; Mytilida; Mytilidae.